Gekko japonicus is the source of this 2149-nucleotide messenger RNA. It is a transcript of the gene SLC26A7, whose product is annotated as solute carrier family 26 (anion exchanger), member 7. Gene Ontology annotation, molecular function: oxalate transmembrane transporter activity; chloride transmembrane transporter activity; bicarbonate transmembrane transporter activity. NCBI's taxonomy places the organism in Eukaryota, Metazoa, Chordata, Lepidosauria, Squamata, Gekkonidae. Bases 1 to 1977 code for a protein of 658 amino acids. Gene Ontology annotation, cellular component: membrane. Gene Ontology annotation, biological process: transmembrane transport. The transcript has 18 exons. The record is from RefSeq and is a predicted model, not a curated record.
AUGACAGGAUCAAAGAGAAAAAAGAAGAAUGCCAUCUGGAGGAAGAUCCAAGCCCUUCGCUGUAAAGAUUUCAAAGUGUGGGGUCUGCGGAGGCUGCCUGUGUUGGAGUGGGCUCCCAAGUACAACUGGAAAACAGACCUGCUCCCCGAUACAAUUUCUGGGAUGAUGCUGGCUGUCCAACAGGUGACACAAGGGCUUGCCUUUGCUAUACUGUCUUCAGUGCAUCCUGUAUUUGGCCUAUAUGGAUCUCUUUUCCCUGCUAUUAUUUAUGCUGUAUUUGGAAUGGGACGUCAUGUUGCCACAGGGACCUUUGCUUUAACUUCCUUGAUAUCUGCAAAUGCUGUUGAGCGUCUUGUGCCUCCAAUGAACAGUAGUUUUACAACAAGCAAUCACUCCGUGGUGUUGGGUCUAUCUGAUUUUGAAAUGCAGAGGAUUGGAGUCGCAGCAGCAGUUUCAUUAUUGGGAGGCCUCAUUCAAGUAGCAAUGUUUAUGCUGCACUUGGGCAGUGCCACCUUCUUGCUCACAGAGCCAGUGAUAAGCGCAAUGACAACAGGAGCGGCCACACAUGUCGUAACUUCACAAGUGAAGUAUCUUCUGGGAAUGAAAAUGCCAUAUAUCUCAGGACCCUUGGGAUUCUUUUAUAUCUAUGCCUACAUCUUUGAAAACAUCAAAUCCAUUCAGUUGGAAGCUUUGCUGCUGUCUGUGCUGAGCAUUGUGCUGCUUGUCCUUGUUAAAGAGCUGAAUGAAAAAUUUAAAGGAAAAAUUAAAGUGGUUCUUCCCAUUGAUUUAGUUUUGAUAAUUGCUACCUCUGUUGCGUGCUACUAUGCUGAUAUGGACUUCAACUAUGGCCUGGAAGUUGUGGGACAUAUUCCAGAAGGUAUACCACCACCAAGGCCUCCACCUAUGAAUAUCCUCCCUGAAGUAGUUACAGAAGCAUUUGGAGUGGCUUUAGUUGGCUAUGUAGCAUCACUAGCCCUGGCACAGGGCUCUGCUAAGAAGUUCAACUACUCUGUGGAUGACAACCAGGAAUUCUUGGCUCACGGUCUCAGCAAUGUGAUUCCCUCAUUUUUCUUUUGCAUACCGAGUGCGGCGGCCAUGGGGCGGACAGCUCUUUUGUACAGCACUGGAGCAAAAACACAGGUGGCUUGUCUAAUAUCUUGCAUAUUGGUGGUUGUGGUCAUCUAUGCAAUAGGACCCAUGCUAUACUGGCUCCCUAUGUGUGUUCUAGCAAGCAUCAUUGUUGUGGGGCUGAAGGGGAUGCUGGUACAGUUCCGUGACUUAAAGAAAUAUUGGAAUGUGGAUAAGAUAGAUUGGAGCAUCUGGGUUAGCACUUACGUGUUUACAAUCUGCUUUGCUGCCAAUGUGGGAUUAUUAUAUGGUGUCAUCUGUACUAUCCUGAUUGUGGUUUUCCGUUUUCCAAGAGCAACAACACUAAGUUUGAAACAGAUGAAAGAAGCGGAAUGCAGGUUCAAGCCAGAAGCAGAUUCCGAGUCUUUACAAUUGGUAAGAAUAGUGUCCGUGAACAACCCAUUAGUCUUUCUGAAUGCUAAGAAGUUUCAUGCUGACCUAUUAGAAAUAAUCCAGAAGGAGAACACAGGGGCCCAGCAGAUACCUGAAGAUACAAAUAAGUGUGAACAGAACACAUUGCUCAAUCCAUUACCCAAUGGAAAUUGUUAUGGUGAGUCUUCAGCACAGCAGCUUCCCAGUGAAAAGCGCACACUAAUAUUAGAUUGCAGUGGCCUGACCUUCUUUGACUACACUGGCCUCUCCGUACUCACUCAGAUCUGCAUGGAUUCUAAAAAAAGAAAUAUUGAUGUUUUGCUAGUGAACUGCAAAGCUUCGUUGAUAAAGGCAAUGAAGCUCGGUGGAAAGCUGGAAUCUGAAAGCCCUGUCUUCUUUGAGUCCCUUUCUUCAGCUGUUGGUGCUAUUCAACUACACAGGAAUGUCUGCAAGCUUAAUGAAUACAGUGAGGUCUGAUGCUAGCCAAACGUGUAUACUGAGCUGCUCACCUCCAGAAGGAGCAACAACACAGCGUUCCCUGGAUCUUUAAGCACAAGAUUUGUUGGUAAUGAAUUGUAUGCCAAGUAUCCAUCAAACCCAGUACCAACAGUGUUUAUUGGUGUGUAGUUCCUGAAGGUUUCCCUUUGAA